UGACUGACAAACCACCACCAACAUGGCACCCACGGCGGACUUUAUCGAGUGGUUCACCCACGCAGGGGGAUACAUCAGCCCCUCGGCCGAGCUGCGCGAGGAAACGCACGGGCUCGGACUGUUCGCGACGAAGGCCAUCGCGCCUGACGCGCGCCUCAUCUCCACGCCGUUCAAGCUGGCCAUCACGCCCGCGCUAGCGAGUGCCUCGAUAGAGGCUGUGACUGGCGUCGCUGGCGCUUCGCUCACCUGGCCCGAAGGUAGCGAGCACGCCGGCGAGAAGUGGAACGAGCGCAUGCUCGCGGCUGCUUAUAUCGGCCUGCACUGGGUCUACGCCGACAAGGGCGGCGAGGCACCGGCAGCCCUCGCGCACUACCCCUACAUCCGCGCGCUGCCCCCCGCCGCCGACCUCACCACCCCGCUCUUCUUCUCGGCCGAAGAGCGCCAGCUGCUGGCGGGCACGAACCUCGCUGGCGCGGUCGCGGACCGCGAGCGCGAGUGGGGCACUGAGAGCGCUGUGUUGCGCGCCGUACUCAAGGAGGAUGGCUUGACCUGGGAACGAUACCUCGCCGUCGCGACCUACCUCUCCUCGCGCGCCUUCCCGAGCCACCUCCUCACCCUCCCUGACGGCCAAGCGCAGGCGCCGUCCACUGACGCCGAGUCAUACCCCGUCCUCCUGCCCGGCCUCGACCUCCUGAACCACACCCGCGGCCAGCCAAUCCUCUGGCUCUCGUCUCGCAUUGCUGGCCCCGGCCCCGACGGGACACCGAUCGAGGCCAUUUCCUUCGUCGCUCCUGCAGCCAUUGAGACCGGCGCCGAGAUCUUCAACAACUACGGCGCCAAGUCGAACGAGGCGCUGUUGCUGGGUUACGGCUUUGUGCUGGAUGCCAACCCCGACGACACGGUCGUGCUGCGUCUCGGCACGGGCGCGCUGCCGCCUGACGCCAAGGCGCGCCUAGAUGCCAAGGGCCUAGACGCGGUUGAGCGCUUCGCUGUCGGACGGGACGGCGAGCUGCCAAAGCAGCUACUUGAGGUGGUCCGUGCCAUGCUGGGCGAGGACGAGCACGAGCACGACCACAGCGAUGACGAGGACGACGAGCACGCGUGCUACGAGGCGGAAGAAAAAGGGCUCAACCUCGAGCUCGACGUGCUCGGCAUGCUGGGGCAGAUGAUCGAGGACAAGCUGGCCAAGCUCAAGGCGGGCGGAGUGCCUGGAGCAGACGCCAAGGUCCGCCCAGAGGUCGCCCGCCUCGUCAAGGUGUACCGCGAUGGCCAGGAGGCCAUCCUCACCGCGGCGCUCGACAAGCUCGGCGAGCGCGUCGACCGCAUCGAGGGCCUGAUUGACGAGAGCCCAGGGUGCGGGUGUGGCUGCUAGGCGGGGUGGCAUGUGUACAGGGCGAGGGCGAGCCUUCGGGGUUCGGGUCGGGCUGUAGAUUCGGACACAACUAGACAUGGA
Messenger RNA from Vanrija pseudolonga, 1453 nucleotides. RefSeq names its product Ribosomal lysine N-methyltransferase set10 (gene set10). The record is from RefSeq and is a predicted model, not a curated record. Gene Ontology annotation, biological process: peptidyl-lysine monomethylation. Lineage: Eukaryota; Fungi; Basidiomycota; Tremellomycetes; Trichosporonales; Trichosporonaceae. The transcript has 6 exons. Bases 23 to 1372 code for a protein of 449 amino acids. Gene Ontology annotation, molecular function: protein-lysine N-methyltransferase activity.